Molecule: messenger RNA, 1134 nt
Organism: Lolium perenne
Lineage: Eukaryota; Viridiplantae; Streptophyta; Magnoliopsida; Poales; Poaceae
Source: RefSeq, a predicted model, not a curated record
GAGGGUAUGUGUGUAUAUGUCAGCAUCUGGGUACUAUGUUCCUAUAAAAAUGUUGAUACUAUCGAUGUUUUUCAACAAGAAUUUAAAAUUUUCACUCUUAGAGCAACGCACGGGCAUGCUUCAUAGUUUUAACUUAUAUAGGGGCAAUUUGCGGAUGAGAAUUAGCGAGCGCAUGCCACCGACCCUCCAGGUCGGCCAUUCAUUACCAUGUAUGUAAAGAGAACAAAAGCAUCAAGCCAAGAAGUAAAGUUGAUCGAUCGGCGAUGACCAUGGCGUCCAAGUGUCGAUGCGUCCUCCUCUUCCUCGCCCCCGUCUUCCUCGUCUCCGUCUCCCUCGCCGUCGACCUCAAGGAGGCGUGCAGUACAACGCCAUACCCAGAGCUGUGUGUGGCGGUCCUCUCCGCCAACCCGGAGAGCAAGGCGGCGGCGGCGGAUGCCCGCGGGCUGGCGCUGAUCGCCAUCCGCACUGCCGGGAAGAUGGCCGACGACGCAAGUUCCGCCGUGGACGUCGAGUUGGGAGCCAACCCAGGGGUGAUAGACGCCACCACAAUGAAAAACAGCAAUCCUACCAACGAAUGCUUAUUAGGUUGCAAAGGCCCUAUCCAGUCGGCCCGUGAGAAUCUCUACAGUAAGAUCGGCAAGGACGACAACACCACCUUGGCCACUGCCCGCUACUUCUUCCAGGCUGAUCCUACGGGCGCUUGGAAUUUGGGGAACUGCGACCGCUGCCACGUCAAUGGCGCCCCCAAGCUGCCCAGCAUCAUCACCAAGGACGGCGAUUUCAACAGAUUCACAAAAGUCACCUGGAAACUUGUCAUGCAGGUUCCCGGCGUCCUAAUCCCGCCGCCGCCGCCCAACGAAUUUUUAAACGGAACAUCUUAAGCAGCCGCUAGCGCUUCAACACACAGGCGUGCGCCAAGCUCCUGAUCAAGACGAGCUACAACAACGUACCAAAAGGCCGGCCGGAAGGAAUGCCAGAUUUCAGAAUUAACUCCCUUCUUUCAUAUUUAUAUAUGGAAUGUAAUACGGUUGUUUUUGCUGUACCGUACGUCUCUCAUCCACAUUUUUCUCCCUUUCCUUUGCAACAUUUGUUUUCGCAUGUAUAAUAAUGGGGAAACCGAAUUUUGAAGUAUUA